This is a messenger RNA of Sinocyclocheilus grahami, 2565 nucleotides long. RefSeq names its product leucine-rich repeat-containing protein 14-like. The record is from RefSeq and is a predicted model, not a curated record. Gene Ontology annotation, cellular component: cytoplasm. Bases 431 to 2212 code for a protein of 593 amino acids. NCBI's taxonomy places the organism in Eukaryota, Metazoa, Chordata, Actinopteri, Cypriniformes, Cyprinidae. The transcript is spliced from 6 exons.
AGGCGUCGUCGCCAAGUAAAUGCGUCUUUUUGCGUCAUCAAAAUGCGACUAUGUUCGGCCGUAAAUAAACAUCGGGAAUGGAGUCGGAACGGCAUGGAAAAACACUCCACACAUUUUAACCUUUUUUUUUUUUUUUUUUUAAGAUUCAUACUGAUCGCACAGAGUUAUAUUUUACAAGUCCAUUCCUCACGUCCCGCGUAUUGUUCUCAAGCCAUAAAGCAGGCAUUAAUCGUCUACAACCCGCUAAAGGUUGAGCAUUUAUUAAAUCCUAUAUUUAGGUGUGGUAGACAUUUAAGACGCCUGUUAAACGAGUCUAAUUGAAUAUAAGAUGUAGUUAGUAUGCAGGAUUACGGUGUGAUUAGGGGGAGAUCAUUUUGUGCCUGCUUUGAAAACAUCGAGGUGAUUUCCGGGGCAUUCUGGAGAAAUAAAGAUGGUCCUGUCUUUGGUGAACCUGUGCGCCCGGGAGGUGGUGAGCGACCACAGCUCUUCGCCGUAUUGGUUAAGUUGUGUGCCGAGGGAGCUCUACCGAGCGUUGCUGGACGCCGCCUUCACCCACUGCCGUCCUCUAGCUGUCGGUGAGCUCGUCCAGCGGUGGCCCGAGAGAACACUGACCGUUGGAGGCAGCAGAAAAGCGGGCGAGUGCCCUCCGAACCGCCUCUGCGUUCAGGCUCUGCUGCUGGCUGUGGUCAGGGGACUGACGGACAAAAGGUGUUGCCUGCAGAUGCUGGAUCUCAGUGGACUUCAAUGUGAAAAUGGGAGAGUUGAGGACUCGAUGGGUGGAUGGUCCCUCAGUGUUGCCCUGUGCUCAAUGGUGCUACAAGCUCGAGCUGCUGCCUCCAGGGCUCACAGGAGAGAUGGAGAAAGAGAGAGAAAAAGAGGACUGGAAGCAGAACGCGACCGGGGCACCAUCAAACGAGACCGGGGCAAGGUAGGGUGCGGGAAUAGUGGUGAAGGGAGUCAGGGAGGACACGGAGUGGAAGAAGUAGAGAAGAUGGAGUGCAAAACUAAUGAACGGAUGUUACCAGAAGAUGAGUCAGUAAAGGGUGUCAGGAGGAGGAUGGAGAUCCAGAGAAGAAAGACUAUAUCUGAGGGGAAAUCAAACACCAGCAGUAAUAGCAGUAGGUUAUGCGACCAAGACUGGGACGAGGUAGUUGUGGUCCAUGUCAGGGCUGACCUUUUUGUCAAUUCCCGUUCCUGGGAGCGUGUCCGUGAUGCCCUUAGUCAACCAGGUCCACUGCAGCUCCACUGCCACUACCUCCGCGUGGAGGAACUCUCAGCGCCCUCCAUAGCUUCCUUGUUGGGUCUCUUGCCUCAGUGUGUAUUAAUCCCUGAUGCCGUCCUCAUUUGUGCACAGAUGGUCCUGUCUUUGGUGAACCUGUGCGCCCGGGAGGUGGUGAGCGACCACAGCUCUUCGCCGUAUUGGUUAAGUUGUGUGCCGAGGGAGCUCUACCGAGCGUUGCUGGACGCCGCCUUCACCCACUGCCGUCCUCUAGCUGUCGGUGAGCUCGUCCAGCGGUGGCCCGAGAGAACACUGACCGUUGGAGGCAGCAGAAAAGCGGGCGAGUGCCCUCCGAACCGCCUCUGCGUUCAGGCUCUGCUGCUGGCUGUGGUCAGGGGACUGACGGACAAAAGCUCUCUUUCCCAGCCUCUGGAGGUGCUGAAGCUGCCAUACCUGUGCCUGACCUCCACAGACCUGGCCUACCUCUCCUGCAGCCAGCAUGCUCCAUUCCUGAGAGAACUUGACCUGAGUGAGAACUGGCUUGAUGAAUCGUCCCUGCCCUCUCUGCGCCGUCUCUUAGCUCAAGCCGAAAACUCUCUGUGCCAGCUUUCACUUUGUGGUUGUGGCCUCUCAGACAGUCUCCUGAGUGCUCUUCUUCCCUCCCUGUCCAGCUGUCAGGCUUUACGUAGAUUAAGAUUGGCCUUAAACCCGCUCUCUAGAACGGGACUGCUUUGCCUGGCCCGUACAGCGGCAGGAAUCCCUUCUCUUCGUCUGCUGCUCUAUCCCAAUCCACUAGAGGAAUAUGAGCCUGGUCUGCCGGCUCUCCCCUCCAGUGCUCAGCUGUUGGAUUGGCCUCUGUUAGAGGAGUCUGAGGGCAGGGACUUGACUCUGAGGUUACUGGAAGAGGUUCUGAACUUGAGAGGACGAUCCCGGGACCUUCUAGUGACCUCUGACCUUCUAAACUAUAGCCCAGACUUAACUGUGGAUGAAUAGAGGGUGAAUGUCCCAGAGCUCACUCUUUUAAUAAGUAUGUGACAAUCAAAACUAUGCUUAAACUAGUACUCUCAGAUUAUGUUUUAACCACUCCUGGGGAAUGUACUUGAGGUUGCCAAGCUUUUUUCAGUAACAACAAACCUUAGCUUAUACACACAAUCGUAUAAAAAGGCUGGCUAGUGGAAACCUUCGCAUUAUAUUGUAUGCAGCUUCUCACAUGAAAUGAUUUUGAUUUGUAUUUGUUUAAGUUAUCCAUUAAGUAUGGUUUUAUUGCUUUAAAUCAUACUAUAAUAGGGCAAUGUUUAUGGCAAACACCGAUAGAAGGAACCUCUUAAAAGUUUUUUUAAACUAAA